CUUAGAAUUUGAGCCAGUUGCCUUGACCCUAACAUUCCGCGGAAUGUGAUUUUCACCUAGGGCUUUGCAUGCGUAACAGCUGGUGCAUCCUAAUAGACGAUGUUGCAAAAUGAUUUUAACUCCACACCACUGGAAUGCUUGGAGCCUGAGAUCUUAGAAACUUUUUGUUUCGCUGGACUUGCGUACUUUAUAACGGAUCUCCACAAUGUUAAAGAAGACGACACUCCGGAACCAAUCGAUAUAAUCCCAUCUACCUCAGAUUAUCUAGUGAAUGACUUCAAAAAUCUUCUACCUGAAUUCGACAAUCUUUAUACAUCUGUUCAUAAAAAUCUUAAAAAAAUACAGGAGAUUGACAUGAAGCUGAAUUCAGUCGACAUUGAUUCACGUGACUUUGAAAAUCUAAAAUCUUUCGUGCAUUUGAACUAUCUUUCUGAUGACAUUGAAAUAGACAGUGUUAGAGGACAGAUGGAUCUAAUGUUAACCCAAAAAGAAUAUGAGCUUAAUUCUAUUACUUCUGCUGUUGAAGAAGAUGCAAUUUUACAGAAGGAGCUUGUUGGGCAAAUAGAUACACUCAAGUCACUACUCGUAUCAGGGCAGGCUAGUCUUGAGGAAAAACAAAACAAGCAUCAUCAAAGGGAGUACACGGAAAGUUUGGGAAUAUUAAAUCUGUGCUCACCGUAUAUCACACUGCGGUUUAAUCUACUGGUAGUUUCACCUGUAGAGGAUGAAACCUCGACGUCUCUUGUUCGCGGACUUCUACAAGAAGGAAUAUUUGGCAGUUUAUCAUUGCAUGAUGUCAGGGUUAUGGGCUAUCAUGAAAGUCUCGUGAAGCUAUCUCGAAUUUUUGCGUCAGCCUUGGUCCCUGGUGCCAUUGUAGCCUGCUCUCAACUUCAAUCGUGUGUAGAUAUGACGUUGACUGAAGAUAUACGCCGACUGUGCUCACUUUACGCUCUGGACUGGGAUCCAAGUUCACGUUGUUUUCACUUUUUAACAGAUCAUGAAGGUACAGUAAAAGCUACUGUACAUAUAGCUCCAAAUGGUUCUGUCAACCUCGUGACAAUCACAAAACUUUCGAAUUCGGAUCAAUAUCAGUCAUGCAACUUUAUCCCUCCGAUUUCGUGGUCUUUGGAUGAAUGGAUGAUGGAAAUCAAUGACUUCUGUCAUUCGGAUGAUUUCUAACAAGUUUCGCGGGAAUUUUAUUCACAUUUAUUUUUGUAUACAUUUUACAGACAAUUUUUUCAUAGUUCAACGUUAAAUCACUUUUAAACCUUAAAGCACUAAUAAGUGUGGUUUUCUAUCCCAAUUAAAUGACUUUUUUAUUAUCAUCAGAUGAUCAUGGUAAAUAAAUUAGGCUACUGGGAUGAAUACUAGAAACCUAUUCUGAGUCCCCUUAUCAACUCUCUCACUCGUAAUAUAUGCAUAUCUAUAAAGGUUUAAAUGACAUUCUUUAAAUAUGUAGAUGAUUUGAUAGGGUUACCCUUUCACCUACGCACAUUAGUUAACCAAUAGUGGAAUUCAAGAUGAAUGUUUCGUUUUAUUUAGGGUUCGUCAGCGUCCCCAUUGAGUGGUGGUGUUUCCACUGAGACUUGAACUCUGUAUCCCUAUCGUUUCAGACGUCAAAGAAUUAUCCACGAAAGCCAUAUGUUUGUUCUAGAAGUGACCACGUAAAUGGAUACGAUUCUCGCCAGGAAGCAUUUUACCCUGACUGCUGUUUUUCUAACCAUCCUCUCCUUCCUUAAGUUAUUUUUUGCUUCAUAUUAUAAAUUAAUUAAUGAAAAGCACCAACUACGCAUU
Messenger RNA from Trichobilharzia szidati, 1794 nucleotides. NCBI's taxonomy places the organism in Eukaryota, Metazoa, Platyhelminthes, Trematoda, Strigeidida, Schistosomatidae. The record is from the annotation of a GenBank genome assembly.